Molecule: messenger RNA, 1378 nt
Organism: Dendronephthya gigantea
Lineage: Eukaryota; Metazoa; Cnidaria; Anthozoa; Malacalcyonacea; Nephtheidae
Exons: 8
Source: RefSeq, a predicted model, not a curated record
AUAUCAACUGCUGUUCCAGAAGUGAAAACAGAAGUUUCUCGUGUGACAACAGAAGUUUCUUAUUUAACAACAGAAGUUCCUCUUGUGACAAAAGAGCCUCCUUAUGUGACAACAAAAGGUCCUGAAUUUGCUACAGAAGUCCCUCGUGAGUUAACAGAAGUUCCUUAUGUGACAACCGAAGAUCCUGAAUUAGCUACAAAUGUCCCUCAUGUGAUAACAGAAGUUCCUCAUACGAUAACAGAAGUUACUGAUGUGGUAACUGAAGUUCCUCAUGUGAUAACAGAAGCUCCUCAUGUGGUAACAGAAGUUCCUCACGUGAUUACAGAAGUUCCUCGUGUGACAACAGAAGCCCCUGAAGGGACAAGCAAAGUACCUGGAGGGACAACAAAAGCUCCUAGUGUGGCAACAAAAAUUACGAAUGUGACAACAAAAGUGUCAACUGCUGCUCCUGAUUGGACAACCAAAGCUUCUGAAGUAACAACAGAACCCCUUGAAGUAACAACUCCUUCUCCUGAAGCGACAACAAAAGUAUCAACUGCUUCUUCUAAAGCGACAACAAAAGCUCCUGAAGUGAUAACAGAAUCUCCAACCGCAGUACCAGAUGGAAAGACAAAUCCUGCAACUGAUGUCCCCGUUGAGACAAGUUGUGACUCAAAUUGCAUUUUUCCUAAAGCGUCAACAAAUCAAGCUACUAUGGAGAAUACUACAAUAACACCUACUAACAUGAUGAAACAAGUACUUUUCCGUUGGUAUUUCACAUUAAGGAACCGUCAUGCUAAAAUCAUCAGUAUUGCAAUCAUCAUUCCUGCUAAGGGCUUGGCUAAUCCAAUAAUAUAUGUAUCGGUUGGUGGAGAAUAUACAUUUAAUAUGACAGAUGAUUGCAUGUCAACAGCAUUCAUUACGGCAUACGACAAGGAAAGUCGAAAGACACUCGCGAUAAACGGCGGCACACUUUUAAAGGAAUGUAACAAACUCAAUACAAUCAACAACAUUUACUAUAUUCCGUCUGACUCAGAUACAAGUUCUACGGAACAUGAUGCAACUAAACCAGACCAGUUAGAACCAAUAAAUAUUGACCACGACAACGCAACGCCCUCUACAAGACCAAAAACCUUCAAAGUUCCAGUUGUGUUGAAAACUGGUUUAGUGAGAUACACUACAAUGAAGAUAACAACGAGGCAAGCAGACCUGGAUGCAAAGAUUCCAGGAAGUGUUGCAGGUUUCGUUCUUCUUUUUGCUCUCGGGCUGGUUGUUUACCUGCUUCUGCGAAGACGAUCCCACAAUAGACCAAAAGAGGAAUCCAUGACGCCUGAAAAGGAACAUUUAAAAGAAAACGAUGUGGAAACCAUAGAACUCAUGCGUUUAGAAAGAAGUGCCG